AUGGCGUCUCCUGACAUCAAGGUUGAAGUUGAAUCUCUUGAAACGGAGCAUGGCGCACAUGGGAUACGACAUGCCGACGACUUCGAGCCGCACCGACUGACAUGGAGGUCUUGGGCGGUUGUGCUUGUUACCAAUCUUGCGCCGGAUUGUACUACGCUACCAUUCCAUCGUGACGCUCCAAACAAUGCCAAUGCUGUUUACGGUCCCCUGCUGGUUCAAGCUGUUCUGUCUCCCGUUCUGGGUCGAUUGUCGCAUGUUCUGGACCGAAAGUAUCUGGCUGGUCUUCCUCCACUGGUCGCAUUCGCAGGAGCUGUCAUCUCCGCAAAGGCCACGAGCGAUACCUUCGGAGAUCCUACUCUCAAAUACAGAGCUCUCUCAAACGGACUGGCAUUCGUCGCGGGAACCCUCGGUGCUAUAAUUGCGGUUUUGGGCGGCGGUCGUGUCGUGGGCUUCGGAAUUUCAGGCUGGCGAUAUAUCUAUUGGAUGCAAGCGACCUUCCACAUGGUCAGUUUCGCGGGCAUCAUGGCUUUCUACUGGCCUCCAAAAAGGAUCUUCGAAGAGCGACGGUCAUGGAAGAAGAUCGUCUGGAAUUGUGACCCGAUCGGCUCUCUCGCUUUCAUCAUCGAUGCAACGCUACUAAUCAUGGGCUUGAACUGGGCUGGCGAAACUUACGCAUGGAGAGAUGCGCAUGUUCUUUCAACCCUUGUGACUGGAGCUGUGUUCUUGCUUGCAUUCGGCGUUUACGGUCGAUCGGGCGGUCUCGUCGCACAUGUCUUCUUCAAAGAUGGUCCAAAUUUUGGGCUCUCGGUCUUUGCGUUUUCCAUUGAAGGGUACCAGAGUCCUUUGUCCGAUGAGUCCGGACCUAGCUAA
Zymoseptoria tritici IPO323 is the source of this 870-nucleotide messenger RNA. RefSeq lists its product as uncharacterized. Lineage: Eukaryota; Fungi; Ascomycota; Dothideomycetes; Mycosphaerellales; Mycosphaerellaceae. Gene Ontology annotation, biological process: transmembrane transport. Bases 1 to 870 code for a protein of 289 amino acids. The transcript has 6 exons. The record is from RefSeq and is a predicted model, not a curated record. Gene Ontology annotation, molecular function: transmembrane transporter activity.